Molecule: messenger RNA, 885 nt
Organism: Microthlaspi erraticum
Lineage: Eukaryota; Viridiplantae; Streptophyta; Magnoliopsida; Brassicales; Brassicaceae
Source: the annotation of a GenBank genome assembly
AUGACUAUGACGACGGAGGAGAAACCACCUUCCGAUGGCCGAGGCUGGGGUUUCUUCAAAAUCCCAUUUCGAAACUCUAGCGGUCACGGAAACGCCUCUAGUGCCGCUACCUCUCCGUUUCCAUCGGGCGCUUCGUCUUCUUCUUCUACAUCUUCUCAUCUCCACAACCACCACCACCAACACCAUCACCACCUUCACAAUCACCAUCAGCUUGGCUACAACGGACCUCACGGUGAUGGAUCGAGUCAGAAUCAGCACCCGGCCCCUUCAGCUUCAGUAUCAUCUGUCGCCAAGUCACUUCUCCCUACGAAACGCCGAUUGAAGCUUGAUCCUUCUGAGAAACUCUAUUUUCCCUAUGAGCCUGGGAAGCAAGUGAGGAGCGCCAUUAAGAUUAAAAAUACAAGCAAAUCUCAUGUAGCCUUUAAGUUUCAAACAACUGCACCAAAGAGUUGCUUCAUGCGUCCACCUGGUGCUAUUCUUGCUCCUGGAGAGACUCUUAUCGCUACUGUGUUCAAAUUUGUUGAGCCUCCUGAGAAUAAUGAGAAGCCAAUGGAUCAAAGGAGCAGGGUUAAGUUUAAGAUCAUGAGCCUGAAAGUUAAAGGUCCAAUGGACUAUGUGCCUGAGCUGUUUGAUGAGCAAAAGGAGGAUGUGUCUAAGGAACAAAUAUUGCGUGUUAUCUUCCUGGAUCCGGAACGUCCCAACCCUGCACUGGAGAAACUGAAACGUCAGCUAGCUGAAGCGGAUGCAGCAGUGGAAGCACGAAAGAAACCGCCAGAGGAAACAGGUCCAAAGAUGAUUGGUGAAGGACUUGUGAUCGAUGAAUGGAAGGAGCGUCGAGAGAGAUAUCUUGCACAGCAGCAAGGCGAAGGAGUUGACUCUGUCUGA